Lacerta agilis (Sand lizard) is the source of this 1472-nucleotide messenger RNA. Its product is annotated as kynurenine/alpha-aminoadipate aminotransferase, mitochondrial-like. Bases 88 to 1371 code for a protein of 427 amino acids. The record is from RefSeq and is a predicted model, not a curated record. NCBI's taxonomy places the organism in Eukaryota, Metazoa, Chordata, Lepidosauria, Squamata, Lacertidae. The transcript has 14 exons. Gene Ontology annotation, molecular function: pyridoxal phosphate binding; L-kynurenine:2-oxoglutarate transaminase activity. Gene Ontology annotation, biological process: biosynthetic process.
CGUCAAGUUGCAGACUUUUUCUAAGGAAAUCUAAGGAACCUGUUCUAAGGAAAUCUAAGGAACCUGUUCGCUUCUUGUUAAAUCAAAAUGGAUUACUCCAAAUUCCUGUCUGAUGUAAGUGCAGCAAGGAAACCAAACGUUGCAAGACUCUCAAAUGAACUGGAAAAGAAGAUGACAGAGUCUACCGUAAUCAUGUUUAGUGGGGGUAUGCCAAACCCUGACUAUUUCCCAAUGAAAACAGCAAGUAUAACCCUCAAUGAUGGAACCACCAUUGAAAUUGGAGAACAACUGAUGAAGAGAGCUCUUCAGUACAGUGCUACAGAUGGAAUUCACAACUUAUUGUCUUGGUUCAGAGACUUGCAGAUGAAGCUCCACAACCCACCAACAGCGACGUAUGCUCCUGAGAAAGGACAAAUGAAGAUAUGCGUCACUUCAGGCAGCCAGGAUGGCAUUGCUAAAGCUUUUGAUAUGCUCAUCAACCCAGGCGACAGCGUCCUUCUAGAGGAGCCAAACUACCAUGGGACAAUGUUAGCACUAAAAGCCUUGAGAUGUAACUUCAUCAAAGUCCCUAGUGAUGCACAUGGAAUCAUUCCCAAAGGCUUGAAGGAGAUUCUUUCUAGGUGGAAAUCAGACAAUGCGCAUAAGCUCAUGGACAAGCCCCCUAAGUUCCUGUACACUGUUCCUAAUGGUGGCAAUCCUUCUGGGAGCUCCCUGACAGCAGAACGCAAAAAAGAGAUUUACCAGCUUGCCCAAGAAUACAACUUCCUUAUAAUAGAAGAUGACCCAUACUAUUUCAUCCAGUUUCAGAAGACUAAAGCGCCCUCAUUUCUUUCAAUGGAUGUUGACGGUCGAGUCAUCAGAGGUGAUUCUUUCUCUAAAAUUAUCUCUUCCGGGUUGAGAAUAGGCUUUAUAACAGGACCUGCACCUCUUAUAGACAGGAUUGUUCUACAUACUCAGGCCUCAACAAUGCAACCCAACACUUUUGCACAGGUCAUUGUAUUGCAACUUCUUAAGAAGUGGGGGCAAAAGGGUUUUCUGGAUAAUGCAGACCGAGUGGCAGACUUCUACAAAAAACAGUGUGAUGCGAUGCUUGCUGCAGCAGACAAGUGGCUGACAGGUUUAGCAGAGUGGCAUGCUCCUAAUGCUGGACUAUUUUUGUGGAUUAAAAUUAAGGGGGUUUCAGAUACAUUUCAGAUGGCCAUGGAAAAAGCACUGGAGAAAGGGGUGUCUUUACUUCCUGGGAAACCUUAUAUGAUUGAUCCCUCAGAAUCAUCCCCUUAUGUCAGAGUUUCCUACUCUUUCGCUACUCCAGAUGAAAUGGACCGGGGUUUCCAGAUACUUGCUGAACUUAUAAAAGAAGAAACUGCGUGAUACAGCAAACUAGCUUUUACCAAAAUCUUCACUGGCUAAUAUUCAAAACUGUGCCUCUAAUUUCACAGAAUGAGCUGUUAAAUAAAUCAUUGAUUAUACAG